GGGAUGGCCAGCAUCCAAGGACACCUCGUCCGCCCAGUGCUCUGUCCUGGGAAGAAAUCAAAGGGUCAUCAGCCCAGGGUGGACAAGGGCGGCGCGCAACUACCACAGUUAUUGAUUUUUCCGCGGACAGCUGAUGACUCUGUCUUGCAAUCAAUAGCCAGACUAUCCGAAAUCGGCUCCUACAACGUGAAGUCGUAGACUUGUCGGUGAAGACAACAACUGCUGCAGCCUUUUUCGAUCCCAUUCGUGACAUCUCAGGCCCAGGCACGACUUGCCAUCAUUGUGACGUAAACACGGAAUACAUGACUCCCACCAGAUACUCAGAUGUUUCUACUGGCGACGCUCUACCCAUCGACGUAGAGUCCCAUGCGUCGUGCAACAGCAAGGAAUCAUCGAAGCCACUACUCGGACACGUCGCAAGAGGCCAGAGCCCUCGUCAAUGGAGAAAUGUUGUCUUGUACAUCGGCACGCACUUGGCAGUCGCAGUCAUAACCGCGUUUCUCGUUGCUUCGUUAUCAAGAAAACAAUCUGACGACUUUCUUCUUCCAUCUCCGAUUCCUCGUGAUGUGAACCGGACGCCAUACAUUGCCUCCUUCGACCUGCCUUUCCUGAAGCACAAUAUAUAUCGACAGCCACCAAGCCCUGAAGUCGAUGCCGCGUGGGAUGACCUAGGCGCCUCGUUAGAGAAUGUCUUGGUGUCCCAAGAGGAUGCUCUCAAGGCGGGUCUUCGUCCUGAAAUGGCCCAUCUCAAUCCCGAGUAUGGAGCUGAAUACCCCGUUCACGUGGAAGCCAUUCACGGUAUCCACUGCUUGAACAACCUACGCAGGUCACUAUACUGGAAUUACGAAUAUUACCGCGACACUGGUAUUGGAGGAUACAACAUCUCUGAUAGCCGUCUGAGAAUACACACGACACAUUGUCUCGACGCUAUUCGCCAGCGAUUGAUGUGUGCCGCGGAUGUGGGACUCGUGGGAAGUUCCUGGUAUCGUUUGUAUAACGGAGAACUUCGCCCGCUACCAGACUUCAAUUAUCCUCGAGUUUGCAGGAAUUAUACAGAGGUGCUGGAAUGGACGCGAUCACGCCAGAUAACAAGCAACGAUUUCCUCAGCUCACCGGAUGACUGGAUCGCUCGACCAGUGGGCGAUGAGCCUUGGAUCAAGCCAUGGAUAUAG
Messenger RNA from Sphaerulina musiva SO2202, 1172 nucleotides. RefSeq lists its product as uncharacterized. The transcript is spliced from 5 exons. Lineage: Eukaryota; Fungi; Ascomycota; Dothideomycetes; Mycosphaerellales; Mycosphaerellaceae. Bases 303 to 1172 code for a protein of 289 amino acids. The record is from RefSeq and is a predicted model, not a curated record. Gene Ontology annotation, biological process: mycotoxin biosynthetic process.